Molecule: messenger RNA, 846 nt
Organism: Rotaria sp. Silwood2
Lineage: Eukaryota; Metazoa; Rotifera; Eurotatoria; Philodinida; Philodinidae
Source: the annotation of a GenBank genome assembly
AUGUCAUCAUCAUCAUCGUUUCUUGAAUAUGCACAUAUCACGUUAUCGAAACAACAUUGGUAUAUGAAUCAUCUGUUGCCUGAACAUUUGAUUCGUAUUGUAUGGUGUUUAAUUUUAAUGUGUAUCUAUGCUUUUGUUGAACUUGAGUAUUUACCUGGGAAGCAAUGGAAAAUUCGUAGAGAUUUGCAUACAUCGCCACAAGAAAUUGCGUACUACAUUAAAUCAUCAUUUCUUAAUAUGCUUAAAUGGCAUGUUGGUCCAUUGAUAUUGUACGACAUAUUUUUAUAUGAACCAAAUUUACACGUAUAUGAAGUACCAACUUUGUGGACAUUGCUAUGGAAAUCAGUAGGUUAUACCAUCAUUUUUGAUGUGUUCACUCAUUUAUUUCAUCAUGUUACUCAUCUUCAUCCACGUGUUGCUUCGUUCUUUCAUCGAGCACAUGCGAAACAUCAUGCUAGUUGUCAAAGAUAUAUUUAUCCUUGGAAUGGUUUUUAUGCCAGUGCAUUCGAAGCUUUUGCUGGACUGAUAUUCUUCUUAGUAGCCAUGAUUCCUCUACAAAUGGAUCCUUUAACUCGUCUUAUAUCUAUUCUAUUUAUUCAUUUUGUGGCAACAAAUAUUCAUUCAGGCUAUGAUUUUCCAUGGAUGUUUCAUAAUUGGAGUUAUGUCGGUCGGUAUGUAUGGCACGGCUCAGUUGGUCAUUAUUAUCAUCAUCAAUUUGGUCGAAAGAAUUUAUCAACUUUUUGGACAUUUCUUGAUCGAUGGUCUGGGACUUAUUAUGACAUUGUAUCUCAUUCUCCAAGCCAUCCUAAUGAAUUUAUAUAUCAACGAACAAAGGUGUGUUCCUAA